AUGAACCUAUUUGUAUUUGGAAUCGCAACGAGCGGCCGUGCAAUUUUAUUUAGUUUCGGUCUAGCACGCGCAUCGCGUGGUUGUUGCAGAGGCGCGCCCUCUAUUUGACUUUAGACUGAAACUCGUAUAUUCGAUGAAUGAAGUGCAUUUACUAAAUUAAAAUCGGAACUUUGUGAAACAAAAUGUGUGUUGCAAAGUGUAUAAUUGUCGCUUUCGCACUUUCUAUAAGCGUCGUUAGCUCUUGGGAUAUUGCAAUCACAACGGGGGACCAAUUAGAAUUUUACACAAACAAAACGAAAGAGAAGGAUGAAGUUGGGAGAUUCAGAGAUCUCACAGCCUUGGCACACGACGCCGUCCACAACUUGUUGUUAUUCGUUGAUAAGCAGGGCGAUAACGCGUCUAUAUUUAGCUACAACCUGGCCACGAAGAAGUCACAACCUCUAGUGGGUAGGCGGUCGCAUGAGAGCAUACAAGGUCUGGCAUUUGACCCCGUUUCCGGUAAAAUCUUCUGGCCAGACACAGAAGAUAAAAUCAUCUACUGGACCUCACUGUGGUCUAGGUCGAAAACUGAUAUAUAUGGAAAAGUCCUUUUGAAUAUGACAGACGAAAUACCCAGGGAUAUCGCUGUUGAUAGUUGUAGAGGUUACAUUUACUGGACCAACAUAAACGUUACGAAACCAACGAUUGAAAGAGCGCGCCUGGAUGGCAGCGGUCGAGAGGUCAUUAUAGACAAGGACAUCUAUAUGCCAGUCAGCAUCGCUGUCGAUCAGAGAACAAAGAGUCUGUACUGGGUCGACGACAAAGAAGGCAUACAUUAUACCAUUGAGUCGUCAGACUUGGACGGCGGGAACAGGAAGAAGGUAGUCGUUGGAAUACAUCACCACCCAAACACGCUGACUGUAUCAAAGGAUUCGUUGUACUGGGUAGAUUGGGCAUACAAAACCGUGUGGAAAAUCGAUAAAGAUGCACCUCCGUAUACAGAACCAGAGGAGUUCCUGACAUUCUCCAACGGGAAUAUUAAGCCAUUCGGCAUAGUAGCAAACUAUAACAUUGAUGAUCAAAUUCAGGGCAUCCCGGAAUGUAAGACCGUUUGGGAAAUGAAGAAGACUAAAAUAAAUGAGACUUUAGACAUUCCGACCGAUCCCACCUUCGAUGUUGGCCUCUUCUGCUUACAUGGUGAAGGAUCUGGGAAUGAAUGCAAUUGUAUACAUGGAUAUACAGGCGAUCGUUGCGAGAUAUCUGUGUGUCAAAACUUUUGUUUGAAUGGUGAAUGUAAAGUAGGAUCCGAAGGGCAGCCUACCUGCAGAUGCAAGAACGGAUAUGCUGGGCUCCGAUGCGAAGUGAAUGUAUGCAACGGUUUUUGUCUGAACAGCGGUGAAUGCUCGAUCAAUUCUGAUAAACCAACUUGCAAGUGUCCUGAUAAUUUUGAAGGGGGGAGAUGCGAAAGGAAAAAACUCGAAGUAGCCACUACGAUAGCACCUGUUAAAGAUAUAUGCAAUUGCACAAACAACGUGAACAACUCGCCAGGACACCCAGAUGUUACAAACAGCCAAACAAGUGACAGCCCGCUGAUGACGACUACUGAAGCGUUGUCAGUCGGUGAUGAUUUUGUAGAAUCAUGCCCAGGAUGGGAUGGAGUGCGCGAUCCUAUAUUGAUGGCGUUGGGGGUACUAUGUGGACUUCUGAGUUUGCUCUGUGCUAUUCUCAUUACGAAAGUACUGCAACUGAAGCGACGGCCAAGGAUAAAGAAACGUAUAAUCGUGAACAAGAAUGUUACACCACUGACGGCUCGACCGGAUCAAUGUGAAAUAACUAUAGAGAAUUGUUGUAAUAUGAAUAUAUGCGAAACGCCCUGUUUCGAGCCAAAAUCGACGAUAAGGCCGAACCUGCUAAACACAAAACAAGGAAAGGAAGAGAAGCGGAAUCUAAUUGCCAACAUGGAAAAUCCCGAUGAUAUGUACUAAUGUACAGUUUGGUAAUGAUCCAGUUUACCUAUCAAUGUGAUAUUUAGGAAUUUUAAUGCAGAACAAAAUUUAUUACUAUAUACGGCCAAUCUCGAUUACAAAAAUCUAUUAAAAAUCAUAAAAUAAAUCGUUCAGCAAAAUAAAAUAUUAAUUUUAUAUGGUUUUAACGAUUGCUUUUUUGCUCUGUUUGUUAAAUGUGUUUCUAUUUUAAUCGCAACUACAAGUUAAACAUAAUGAAGAUUUAAUAAAACGUUUCAUAUUUAAAGUUAUCAAUUCAAUGCACAUUUAGAAUAUACCCAACAAAUGCGUUGGUCAAAUUUGGCCAAUUUUCGGGACUGAAAACAGAUAUUUCUCGGGCACCAUUAUUCCACUGGCCAAGAUAGCUAAAAAUAUAAAAACAUAUUCGAGGUUGGCCAUAUAACACGAGUACAGAAAGUCUGUUAGAUUAAGUAGAUUUUUUUCCACGCCGUGCCUUUUCGUCUAAUUUAUUGGGGUUAAAAAUGUACUUAGUUUUUAAUACCAGCAUAUGAUACUUAAUUUUUGUUAAUGGACUGAGGUAACGUGCCAAAUGGCAGAUACCGUUUCAUAGUAAGGCCAAAGAGUUUGUGAAAUUUCGCAUUAUUUUACAGUUUUUAUGAAAUUGACAUUCGAUUUUUGUGUUCAUAAUGUUAUUUUUAAUGUAUUUUUUUAUUAAAAUAUAAAAUGCGGUCUUUAAAGUUGUAUGCAAUAAGUGAGCGUGCGAGAUGGGCCCUACUAUUGUAGUGCAGCUUUUUAUAUAUAUAUACGUAUUAUAUAAAAUCAAAACAAUUGUUUUCUAAAUAUAUAAUCGCCGCAAGCUUACCACGUAACUUUUAUCUAGUCUGCGCACCGCGUAAUGCCAACCCGUGCUAUGAGUGAAACAUCGAAAUUAAUUUUAUUUAACUAUUAAGUUGUAAAUCGCUAUUGAAGUUAUGUGGUACGCUUGCUGACGCGCCAUUUUAAAACAGAUUAUGUACUCAAUAAGACUUUGGCACUUUUUGGAAGUAAUUCCGCAUUCCAAAAAAUAUAUUACAUAUCUGUCAUAUUUUGCUUUGCAAAUUAAUUUAGAGCCAUAUGUAAAAAAGGGCCACCGCACAUAACACCAUUUGUCGAAUUGUGUUUUGUGUACGGAGGCCAUAUUAGUAUAGUAGUGGUCCUAAUUCACCUCCCUCAGUGAUCGUUGGUUGUUUAUUUGUGCCUCAUUAAAGAGCAUUAGUUUAAUUAUAUACGUUCCUAUUGUUUUAAUUAUUGUGUGUAGUCAAAGUUGACUGUUGUGUAUAUAGACGAUACAAGAAUUUAUAACAUCUGCUUGCAAUUGUACUGACACAACAAAUUUGAUUAUUUUUAUAACAGUUAACUGUCAAAAUUCAAUGACAUCUUACUUCGGAGACAACAUUUAAAUUAAGAAUAUUUCAUUCCAGCAAGGAUAUGAAAUUAGUGUGAAGUUUGUCUAUAGAUUGACUCUGAGCUAUAUUCACAGCAGUCAUAACUUUGUCUAUAGCUUUGAAUUGUGGGAAAAUUCCACGAUUCAAAUUUAACUGCCUACUAGAACUAUUUUAACAGUCACGAGUUUCAACUGUUAUUGUAGAAUCUCACCUAAUUUAUUUGGCGUUUCAAUUCAAAAUUAUAUCCAAAGACACUGUUAAUCUAGAGGCACUAUUUAUUAGCAUAUUAGGUACUUAGUAAAUGGCGAAAACACAAAUAUAUUUAAGAGCUAACACCUGGUAAAUGUGUUUGUGUAUUCGAUAGGUUUAGUUCGUGGAUUGAUAAUAUCCACAUCAGAAAUGUGAUAUUAUUGAGUCUUUGUAUAAGUCUCUAUUAGGUAAUAUUUUAAUAAAAUAAACAGCUUUGCAAUA
Messenger RNA from Pieris rapae (cabbage white), 3838 nucleotides. It is a transcript of the gene cue, whose product is annotated as protein cueball. Bases 183 to 1964 code for a protein of 593 amino acids. The record is from RefSeq and is a predicted model, not a curated record. Lineage: Eukaryota; Metazoa; Arthropoda; Insecta; Lepidoptera; Pieridae. The transcript is spliced from 7 exons.